AUGAGACAAAAUUUAAACUUUGUUGGUGGGCAAGCGGCUGAUUCGGUUGUGAAGGCGCCAUCUAUUAACUGCAAGCUUCAUAACGGAAGGUUUGGUUGCAGCACUUGCUUACAUGCUGGAAGGAGGUUAGCAGGUCGUGGGAACAAGAGAGUUUAUGAAUAUUGUCCCAAUAUUCCACCGAGAAGGAAUCACACUGAUUUCCUACUGCACGCUACUUUGGCAAAGCAAAGUGGGGAAACCUUAUAUGGAGUUAUGGGCACAUCACCUGUACAUGAUAUUCUAGAAAUACCUGAAAUGGUAUUGCUAGACUAUAUGCAUCAGGUUCUUGAAGGGGAGUAUACUAGGAGGCUUUCGAAAUGGUUCAACGGAAGUUGCCCUAGUGGAGUAAGCCUCCGAGAUGAAGCAACAAAGGAAACACUUACUGGAAAACUCAUGUCAACCCGACUUCCACAUGACUUCAAGAGAAAAUUGCGACAGGUUGAAGAAUUUAAGUGA
Paramuricea clavata is the source of this 495-nucleotide messenger RNA. The record is from the annotation of a GenBank genome assembly. Lineage: Eukaryota; Metazoa; Cnidaria; Anthozoa; Malacalcyonacea; Plexauridae.